AUGGCGUCCAACCUCGGCAUGCGCUUGAAGCACUGCUUCUCGCCGCCGUCCCUCCGGUCCUACUUCGCCGAGUUCAUCUCCACCUUCCUCUUCGUGUUCACCGCCGUCGGCUCCGCCAUCUCCGCCAGGAUGCUCACGCCCGACGUCACGUCCGACGCCUCGUCUCUGGUGGCCACCGCCGUCGCGCAGUCGUUCGGGCUCUUCGCCGCGGUGUUCAUCGCCGCCGACGUCUCCGGCGGCCACGUCAACCCGGCCGUCACGUUCGCCUUCGCCAUCGGCGGCAACAUCGGUGUCCCGACCGCCAUCUUCUACUGGACGUGCCAACUGCUCGGCUCCACACUCGCCUGCCUCGUCCUCCACUUCCUCUCCGCCGGCCAGGCCGUGCCGACGACGAGGAUCGCGGUGGAGAUGACCGGGUUCGGCGCGUCGAUCGUGGAGGGGGUGAUGACGUUCUUGCUCGUGUACACCGUGCACGUCGCCGGCGACCCUCGCGCACAAGGCAGGAAGGGGCUCGCAACGACAGCGCUGGGUGCGCUGGUGGUCGGGUUCAUGACGGGCGCCUGCGUGCUGGCGGCGGGCUCGCUCACGGGCGCGUCCAUGAACCCCGCGCGGUCGUUCGGGCCGGCGGUUGUCAGCGGCGACUUCAAGAACCAGGCCGUGUACUGGGCCGGUCCCAUGAUCGGUGCGGCCGUCGCGGCGGUGGUGCAUCAGAACCUGAUGUUCCCGUCCGCGCCGGAGCCGCUGCCGCACGAGUCGCGCCAUGGGAGCGUGGAACCGGUGGUUGUGUGA
Molecule: messenger RNA, 789 nt
Organism: Triticum turgidum subsp. durum (durum wheat)
Lineage: Eukaryota; Viridiplantae; Streptophyta; Magnoliopsida; Poales; Poaceae
Source: the annotation of a GenBank genome assembly